Pichia membranifaciens NRRL Y-2026 is the source of this 639-nucleotide messenger RNA. RefSeq lists its product as hypothetical. Bases 1 to 639 code for a protein of 212 amino acids. The record is from RefSeq and is a predicted model, not a curated record. NCBI's taxonomy places the organism in Eukaryota, Fungi, Ascomycota, Pichiomycetes, Pichiales, Pichiaceae. The transcript has a single exon.
AUGUACAUUCCAGCAAAAUAUCUCGAAAAAGAUUGGGCGGUUCAAGAGGAAUUGAUUAGGUCCAACCCUCUAGGCACCAUUAUCACAUAUGGUGAAGAUGGCUUGGUUGCAAACCACAUUCCGUUCUUCUUGUCUGUGGAUGAAGAAACAGGCGUCAAGUAUUUGCAGGCACACGUUGCCAAGGUGAACCCCCAACUACCAGCUUUGAAGAAGGAAGGUACGGAAAUUCUUGUAAUUUUCAAGGCCUCCGACUCGUACAUCACUCCUUCAUACUACGCUACCAAGGAGGAGACACACAAGGUGGUUCCUACCUGGGAUUUCGGGGCAGUUCACUGUUAUGGCAAGGUCAGAGUCAUCGAUGAUGGUGAGUGGGUUCGUAAGCAGCUAGACCACCUUACGGGCCAACAAGAAAAGAACAGGACUAAGUCUUGGGCUGUCGAUGAGGCGCCCAAAAGCUACGUUGAUCUACUGCAGAAGUCGAUCUGCGGCAUCGAGAUCAAGAUUACCCGAAUUGAAAGCAAGUUCAAGUACGAGCAGAAGAUGAAGAGACAGGACAUUGACGGGGUUAUCAAAGGGCUAGCCCUCGAUAACAAGCAUGAGGUGUCUAAGCUUGUUGACAAGUGUAACCCAACGGCUUGA